AUGUCCGAUACAGUUGGGAAAGUCAUCAAGUGCAAGGCCGCUGUGUGCUGGGGUGCCGGCGAGCCUCUCAAAAUCGAAGAGGUCGAGGUCGCACCUCCCCAAGCCCAUGAAGUCAGGAUCCACAUCCUCUACACUGGCAUUUGUCAUACCGACGAGUACACUCGCAGUGGCAAAGAUCCAGAGGGUCUCUUCCCGGUUAUUCUUGGGCACGAGGGAGGGGGUAUUGUUGAAUCUGUCGGCGAAGGCGUGACCAGCGUGGCCCCAGGCGACCAUGUCAUUCCUCUGUACACUGCCGAAUGCCGUGAAUGCAAGUUCUGCAAAAGUGGCAAGACCAAUCUCUGCGGCAAAGUCCGUGCAACCCAGGGCAAAGGUCUCAUGCCCGACAACACUAGCCGCUUCACCGUCAAGGGACAGCCCGUACACCAUUUCAUGGGCACGUCCACUUUCUCGCAAUACACCGUCGUUGCGGAUGUUUCGGUCGUUGCCGUUAACAAAGCUGCUCCUUUGGAGAAGGUGUGUUUGCUAGGCUGUGGUAUUACCACCGCGUGGGGGGCCGUCGCCAAACAGCAAGGCAUCAAGGGUUCCUCCGUCGCUGUCUUCGGCUGUGGUGCAAUUGGUCUCGGUGUCAUCUCGACCUCGUCCCUCGUUGGAGCCUCUCGCAUUAUUGCAGUAGACACGAACCCAAACAAAGAAGCCUGGGCAAAGAAAUUCGGCGCAACUGACUUCGUCAACCCCGCGAAACUGCCCGAAGGCACGAAGAUCCAGGACUAUCUUGUGGAGAUCACGGAUGGCGGCUUGGAUUUCACCUUCGAUUGUACGGGUAAUGUUCAUGUGAUGAGGGCCGCACUCGAGGCAUGCCACAAGGGAUGGGGCGUAUCGACUGUCAUCGGUGUUGCAGCUGCCGGACAGGAAAUCUCCACUCGUCCCUUCCAGCUUGUCACCGGCCGAACCUGGCGUGGUACUGCCUUUGGUGGUGUCAAGGGACGUACUGAACUACCUGGCUUAGUCGAAGACUACCUACAGGGCAAGAUGAAAAUCGAUGAAUACGUCACCCAUAGCAGGCCAUUUGCUGAGAUAAACGAAGGGUUCCAUGAUAUGCAUGCUGGGGACUGCAUCCGUUGCGUAGUGGAUAUGAAAUGA
This is a messenger RNA of Pleurotus ostreatus (oyster mushroom), 1140 nucleotides long. RefSeq names its product formate dehydrogenase (NAD+). Gene Ontology annotation, molecular function: zinc ion binding; S-(hydroxymethyl)glutathione dehydrogenase [NAD(P)+] activity. Bases 1 to 1140 code for a protein of 379 amino acids. Gene Ontology annotation, cellular component: cytosol. The record is from RefSeq and is a predicted model, not a curated record. The transcript has 12 exons. NCBI's taxonomy places the organism in Eukaryota, Fungi, Basidiomycota, Agaricomycetes, Agaricales, Pleurotaceae. Gene Ontology annotation, biological process: formaldehyde catabolic process.